AUAUAUAUUUUUUUAAAAAGCAGCUAAUGCAAACUGUUAUAUUGAGCUUCAGUAGUUCAAGCUGUUUUUCGGCAGUAUUUGAUACAUUGAAAAUGUAUUUUGCAGACGAUUUAGCAUCUGUCCUUAUCACGGAUUAGUGCUUUCAUAUGUUGUUUAUAGGACGAACGCAUAACUCCCAAGUUCCUGUUGAUCGAUUAUUGCAUUUAUUAUGCAUAUGUGCUAAUAAAGUGACUGAGAGAGGUAUUUCUGAAAGGUCUUGUUACAAAAACACACUGCUCGCACAAGUUUCAAACUGCCAGGGAAGACACGCUUCACCUGUCUCAGGUGUGCAGGCGCUUCAGCCUGCCUGCCCCCUUAAAACAUCAGCUGAUGCCUAAUAAUUCUUGCUUUUCACUCACAGUGUUGCUCAAGGAAAUCGCUGACGUUUUCACUGAGUAAACGAAAUUGCAAGGUUCUUUGUUGUCCACUAAAUUUAAAAGACGUACUGUUUAAAUGCUUGAACUUAAAUCGAUUUUUUUGGUGUGUGUGGAGAGGAUUCGUUAUUAGACGUUUUGCCUUAAAGAGUGAGUGUUUUGUAAACAGGAAGAGUCAAACAUUUUGGGUUCAAUCACAUGCUGACUCACAUACGGAGAAACUUCCCUUUCUACGUCCACAGUGAACUUGAUCAACAUGCUAAUCUUGCAGUCGUGAAGCUUGUGAUCACCAACUAUUACGCUGAAACACUAGCACUUUUGAAAGGCGAGAUAGGAAAUCCCGUGUUCGUAAAACCGCCGUAUUUUUCGUAUCCCAUAAAACUGUCUGAGAUGACAAAGGGAUCUGAUUCUAAUUAAAGAUGGAAGUGAACCCAGAGGAUCAGUUUCUUCACGAUGCCCGAAAUGGAAACCAUGAAGGAAUUCGAAAGGUUUUGGAAUCCAAGAAACAAGGAGAAACAGACAUGAACAUUAACUGCAAAGGGAAGAGCAAGUCUAAUUUAGGAUGGACACCUCUUCACCUUGCAUGUUAUUUUGGACACAAAGAUGUUGUGGAAGAACUACUAAAGGCUGGUGCGGAUGUAGAUGUGUUAAAUAACAUGGGGGACACUCCACUGCAUCGAGCGGCCUUCACUGGGAGAAAGGAAGUCGUUAUGUUGCUGUUACAGUAUAAUGCUUGUGCUACAGUCCUCAAUGGAACAGCACAAACUCCAAGAGAUGUCACUAAAGAUGUAGAGAUCAGAAACAUGUUAGAAGCUGCAGAGAGGACCGAAGAGAGGAAACAAGAAGAACUGCUUUUAGAAGCUGCCAGGGAGGGCAAUUCCACCACACUUACUGAACUGCUCAACAGGAAAAAGCCGCCUGACAUCAAUUGCUCAGACCUGCUGGGAAACACCCCACUGCACUGCGCUGUCUACCGAGGCCAGAAACAGUGUGCCAUCAAACUGCUGAAGAGUGGAGCAAGCCCCAACAUCAAGAAUCAAAAUGAUCAGACUGCGUUUGACCUUGUUAACAGUGCUGAGAUGAAACAGAUUCUUGAAGGCAAUUAUCUGAAGGGUUUGAAUCGAAAUGUGCCAUCAUUUGAGGGACCUCUUUGGAAGAGUUCUCGUUUUUUUGGAUGGAGGUCCUACUGGGUGGUGCUCCAAGAUGGUGUCCUAUCCUGGUAUGCUAAGCAGUCAGAUGCAGCGUCUAAUAAUCGGCGUCAGGGAUGCAAGUCCUUAACUCAAGCUCAUUGCACGGUCAAAGCGAAAGACAACAGCCACUUUUCCAUCAAAUGUUUUGAUGACAGUAUUCAUCUCUUCAAAGUUCAUCCGAAAAAUGAAGUGACAAUAAAAAAAUGGCUGGACACGAUUGAGGAGCAUGCAGCCUACAGCACUCACUACUGUUCCCAAGAGCAGGGCAGUGAAGAGGAUGAGGAGGAUGGGGUGUCUGUGAGGGAGCUGAGUGACUCUCUGCAGAAAGCUCAAGUUUGCCAACAGAAGCUCGAGACGGCAGUGUCUAAUUUUCUUGCCAUGGUGAAAAAUGACAAGGUGGCUCAAGGAUUGCUGCCUCCAGUGCUGCAGAAUGUGAAGGAGCUGUCUGAGCUUUCCUCGGAGACCUGCUCAGCCCUGAGAGACUGCCUCGCAUUGUUCUCCAAGCAGGAGGGGGUGCAGAACUUGAGGUUGGAGCAGGAGCAAGAGAAGACCAAGAUUCUUUCGGAAGCCCUGCAGACUCUGGCCACUGAGCACCACGAGCUAGAGCAGUCCGUCGCUAAGGGAUCUCCUCCACGGACGGCACUCAGUGAGGAUGAGUUCUACGACGCUGUUUCUGAUUCAGACUCGGAGUGCUCUUUGAGUGGAUUUGAAACUGUAGCGAGCUAUUCCUUCGACGAAGAGACCAUCCAGUUCAGCAGUAACCGCAGCAGUCCGGUCAGCAUGUCGGAGGAAAACAGCCCUGACAACCAGGGGCCCCAGUCCAAUGGGAUCAAGAAACACAGAACGAGUUUACCUGCCCCCAUGUUCUCACGGAACGACUUCAGUAUCUGGAGUAUCCUGAGAAAGUGCAUCGGAAUGGAGCUCUCCAAGAUCACCAUGCCUGUCAUCUUCAACGAGCCUCUGAGCUUCCUGCAGCGCCUCACGGAGUACAUGGAGCACACAUACCUCAUCCACAAGGCAAACGCCAGCCCGGACUCCAUCGAGAGGAUGAAGUCUGUCGCAGCGUUCGCAGUUUCUGCUGUGGCCUCGCAGUGGGAAAGGACAGGAAAGCCCUUCAAUCCACUCCUGGGGGAAACGUACGAGCUGGUGAGAGAGGACUUGGGUUUUAGAUUAAUCUCGGAGCAGGUCAGUCACCAUCCUCCCGUCAGUGCUUUCCACGCCGAAGGAUUGAAGAAUGACUUUAAUUUCCACGGAUCUAUUUAUCCCAAACUCAAAUUCUGGGGGAAAAGUGUGGAAGCUGAGCCCAAAGGAAUUAUUACACUGGAACUUCCAAAGUACAACGAGGCCUACACAUGGUCAAAUCCCACUUGCUGUGUCCACAACAUCAUAGUGGGACAACUGUGGAUUGAGCAGUAUGGGAAUGUGGAAAUAACCAACCACAAAACUGGAGAAAAAUGCUGCCUGACCUUCAAGGCAUGUGGCCUGUUUGGCAAAGAGCUGCACAAAGUUGAAGGUUAUAUUCUAGAUAAAAGCAAAAAGAAGCUGUGUGCACUAUAUGGCAAAUGGACUGAAUGCCUGUACACUGUCGACGCAGCAACAUUUGAUGCCCACAAGAAAACGGACAAGAAGAGCUCAGAGGACAAGAAAAGCAGUAAACCAAGCUCCAGUGCUGAAGACCCUGAUGAAAUGCCACGGCCAGAUGCUGAGUCUGUGCAGGUGAUUCCAGGAAGUGAGCUUCUUUGGAGGAUAGCCCCCAGGCCACCCAACUCGGCACAGAUGUACAACUUCACCACCUUUGCCAUGCAGCUGAAUGAACUAGAUAAAGAAAUGGAAGGUGUUAUUCCAAAAACAGACUGCCGGCUGAGACCCGACAUUCGAGCAAUGGAAAAUGGAGAUAUAGAUCUGGCAAGUGAAGAGAAGAAGAGACUAGAGGAGAAGCAGAGAGCAGCCCGAAAAAACCGCUCCAAAUCGGACGAUGAGUGGAAGACCAGAAUCCCUGCUCUCGGCCCCAGGUGGUUUCACCAGGGCCCCAACCCCUACAACAGCUCCGCAGACUGGCUAUACUCCAGCGGAUACUGGGACAGGAACUAUUCUCAGCUGCCUGAUAUUUAUUGAUUUCAUAUUUGUAUAGGACCAAUGCAAGCAUGAGUUGUUAAAACCUGAACUUGAAUUCCAUUUUAAUGCUUUUUUUUUAAAAAAAGACUAAUUUAAAUCGAGAUUGUAAUCUGCUGAAUUAUUUUUAUAGGAUUUACAGACUUCUUGGUUUGUGUGAACUCCUGUCGGUAACAAAUACAAACAAGCCAUUUCUAAUCAAUGUCACAUUUGGGGUCCAAGAGAUUAUUUUAACACAUUGCAGAGAGAAUUUUAGUGAUACAAAAUGCACAUAGAGGCACUAUAAUUACCUUACAGCAGAUAACAUGAUGUGAAUAGCUGAAGUAUGAGAUUUAGUGGAAGUGCUCAGUGAUUAUUAAGACUUAUUUUUUUGUCCCUGUGUUGAAGCAAAAAAAUCCCCCUGGAAACAAUCUAAGACUGUUUUGACCUUUGUAUUGAUUGACCAUGUUAAACCAAGUAGACCCGUUUCCUCUUUGACGUUAACCACUCGGUUUUAUGUUUAAUGCAGUGUUUUGAGUUGAAUGUGAUCUGUCAUGUUGCGGUGUUUCUCCCCAGCACCAAAGGCUUGCUUCAAGAAUAAAGAAGCCAUUUAUGUUAUCUCUACAGGACUUGUACAGCAGUGAAGUGUAAAAAAUGUACUUUUAUUUGUAAUGAAAACAGAGUUAAAGAUGCUGAAGCCGGGCUGUUCUAUUUCAGUAGCAUUAUGGUUUUUAAAUUAGUGAUGCCAUGGCUGAGAUUGUACAUGUUUUAUUCAAAGUGUCCAUACUGGACACCCAUUUCCACUCUUCAGUGUUUCUUCCCCGGAAGACCCAUUUAGCCCAAGAUUGUGCAAUUUUCCUCUUUAUUCUUUCCAUGUCUAAAAAGGCAUAGUCUAUCUCCUAAUAUAAAAAUCAUGAAUAGGGCUAUAAGCCUCAGAAAGAGAUCAGUCUCCAGGAGGUCUCGUUUUCACCGGAGUUGAACUCAAGUUAUCAGCCUUUCUGAAAGUAAAUUGGACCCACCUGAACAUUCAGUUAUUUCUAGGUUUCAUAAAAACUUAACACACAACUUUUAAAUCUUUGUUGAAGUAUAUAACUGGAGGAGAGUAUUAUGAUGGAGGAUAAGUUAGAAGUAUACCACUGAAUGGAAUCUCAGUUAAAUGGUUGCUGCUUUUGAGGUUAAGAUCCCUGUGAAUCUACCCAGUUUCUAGCAAUACCUGUACUGUCACAGCACUGCACUGAUUAUGUUUCUGUUUUUUGUGUGGGUAGAUGCAGUAAUAAGUAUGAAUUAUGCUGUAUUUAAAUGUAAAAACAAAGAAGUUUUGUUGUAUGUACAUAAAUGGGCCAAUGGGCUCUUUACAUACAACGUUUUAACUCAUGUUCUCAUUAUCAUGUAAUUAAAAAUGUUAAAAACAGUUCUAAAUGCUGCUAAAUAAAAGCUUAUUGUUGUAUAGGAAUAACAUUGCAAUUUCCUUUAUUUGAUUAAACAAAUGUGUAGCUGAUCAUUGGUAAACAGUUAUAUAAUUAUGAUUAGGAACUCGCAAUGUCCCAUCUGUGCUGUCCAACCCCAUAAAAUGUUGAUGAGUCUUAUCUUACACAGUUUAUAAGAAGUGCAGCCUCAACAGUUUUUCAUUUUCUCUGCUGUAGAUGUUAAUAAGAGCCUAGAUUCUCUGUGUGCAUCCUUAUUUUUUAUUUGAAAUGACCAGAAAGGACGAACGUAGCUUUGAACACAUGCAUUUAUUAACAGCGGAAACAGUAGGUGAAUGUUUAUCUUCCAGAUGUAAACCACUUCAGGUCUCUAUGUUCCUGAGGAGGUCAGACUGCCAGUUGUGCUGUUACAGAAAGAUGUAAUUUGCAUGUUAAUACAUGAGUUAAACUGCUAAGGCUGACCUUUUAUUUUUACCAUUUGUUAAAAUAAAUCUGAUUCAGUCAUUCUAUCAA
This is a messenger RNA of Lepisosteus oculatus (spotted gar), 5631 nucleotides long. RefSeq names its product oxysterol binding protein-like 1A (gene osbpl1a). Lineage: Eukaryota; Metazoa; Chordata; Actinopteri; Semionotiformes; Lepisosteidae. The record is from RefSeq and is a predicted model, not a curated record. Gene Ontology annotation, cellular component: intracellular membrane-bounded organelle; perinuclear endoplasmic reticulum; plasma membrane. Gene Ontology annotation, molecular function: cholesterol binding; protein binding.